UUGGCACUCAAACUUUCUGUAGCAGAGCAACGACAAGAGCGAAUAUAUCUGGAGAGGGAAUCUAAGAGUUUCUCUCUAACCGACAAAAGGAUUUCCUCAUAUCAAGUUUACAUUCGUUUGGAUCUUGGCUACUUUUUUUUGGGGAAAGAUAAUGUAUACCACUUUCAACACGGAGUGCGAUUCGUCCUCACGCUGUAGCACCGCUUCCCCGUCCGGGGACACUGUGGGGUACCACCCUUCCCCUGCAGGAUCUUACUCCAGCAUGGGAUCUCCCCAGUCUCAGGAUUUCACUGACCUGACAGCAUCAAGUGCCUCCUUCAUCCCCACUGUCACAGCUAUUUCGACAAGCCCAGAUCUGCAGUGGAUGGUCCAGCCUUUGAUCUCCUCGGUGGCCCCUUCUCACAGAGAUCUCUCCUACAGCUCCAGACCCAGUCCUGCAUACUCAAGACCAGGCAUGAGAUCUGCAUCACAGACUCAUAAUCCUAACAAGAGGGGAAGAAUGGAACAGGUGACACCUGAGGAGGAUGAGAAGAAAAGAGUUCGCAGAGAGAGAAAUAAGCAGGCAGCAGCAAAAUGCCGCAACAGGAGGAGAGAGCUUACAGACACACUGCAAGCUGAAACUGAUGAUCUCGAGGAUGAAAAGUCCAUCCUGCAGAACGAUAUUGCUAAUCUUCUGAAGGAGAAGGAAAGGCUUGAGUUCAUCCUGGCUGCCCAUCAACCCAUUUGCAAAAUCCCCUCAGACCUGGAUACAGACUUCUCCAUGGUCACCAUUACUGCUGCCCACCCCUACCUCUCCAACACUGUGACCUCCCAGCCACAGACUGCCAUCCCAAAGGCAAACACUAUCACUUCCAGCCAGCCAACCUUCACCUCAACCUCCAACUCCAUCUUCUCCAGCAGUGCCGUCCUUUCCACCGCCACCAUCUCCAGCAGCACGGUCAAGAUGACAGACCUGGACUCCUCCGUCCUGGAGGAGUCUCUGGAUCUGCUGGCAAAGACGGAGAUGGAGACGGCGCGGUCGGUGCCAGAGGUCGACCUGUCCAACUCUCUCUACACAACUCAGGACUGGGAGCCCCUUCACGCCUCAGCCAAUAACAGUGACUUUGAGCCCCUGUGCACACCUGUGGUGACAUGCACACCUGCCUGUACUACCUACACGUCUUCUUUUGUGUUUACCUUCCCAGAGGCGGAGACCUUCCCCACUUGUGGCGUCGCCCACAGGAGAGGAAGCAGCAGCAAUGACCAGUCCUCUGAUUCUCUCAGCUCCCCAACCCUACUGGCCCUUUAAAGACUCUUCCAAAAAACACUAGUACUUCCUAUAAAGCACAUGUUCUAUCAGAUGUGCAAAUACCAGGGCUAUGGAAUGGACUUUUACCAGGAAGCGAAUUAUCUUAGAUUUUUUUUGCCUUUAUCUAUACUUGCCUAUUACACCGAUGUAGCAAGUUAAAAAGCAUGUUUCAACCUAUACCACCUAGUCGUUUUAUGAGUUAAUAUAUGAUUUUAUGGUGCUAUAAAUAACAAAACUUGUUGUAGUGUUGAUGUGUGUUCAGAGCAAUAGUUAUUAUUGAUCCAGUUUGUUUUCUGGUUGAUGGAAUGUGAAAGUAAUUGUGAACUGUCUGUGAAAAACUUAAAAACUGACGUGCUUUGUCGUCCUAACCAUGAUGGUCUGAGUGGUCUAUCUUGAAGUUUUCUGUGAAAACAUUAGUGGUGUUAAUUUAUGAAAUCUCAAUUUAUUUUUUUACAGAGAGAGUAAAGAUGAAUGUUGUUUGUAAGAUAUGCAAAUAAAAGAUAGUGAUAUUUAAAUUUUA
This is a messenger RNA of Cottoperca gobio, 1808 nucleotides long. RefSeq names its product v-fos FBJ murine osteosarcoma viral oncogene homolog Ab (gene fosab). Gene Ontology annotation, cellular component: nucleus. Gene Ontology annotation, biological process: regulation of transcription by RNA polymerase II. The coding region runs from base 152 to 1288 and encodes 378 amino acids. The transcript is spliced from 4 exons. Lineage: Eukaryota; Metazoa; Chordata; Actinopteri; Perciformes; Bovichtidae. Gene Ontology annotation, molecular function: RNA polymerase II cis-regulatory region sequence-specific DNA binding; DNA-binding transcription factor activity, RNA polymerase II-specific. The record is from RefSeq and is a predicted model, not a curated record.